AUGUUCCGCACACUCGCAGCAAAGAUCGCAGCGCCUGCGCGUCCUCUUACUAACUCAACCCGCCUGCGCUCAUUCCACGCCAAUGCCACCCUCAGCGAUCAGAUGUCCCGCGCCGAGGUAUCUGGAAAGCGCUUCUGGGAGACUGCUAGCAUCAAGGAGGUUGGAGACAGGAUCGAGGUGACAUUGGAUGGAAGAGUACUCAAGACCCCCGCUGGAAACCCAUUGACGCUGCCCAAGGAUCAGAAGCAUCUCGCUCUUCUUAUUGCCGGCGAGUGGCAUGGCCAGAAGGCGCUCCUCAAGUCACACUCCCUCCCCAUGACAUCGUUGGUGGCAAGAGCGAUUGACGGGUUUAUUGGAAACGCAGAGCUGCGGGAAGAGACAUUGAACAGGCUCAUCAAGUUUCUGGAUACGGACUCGAUCUGCUACCAACAGGAUUUCCCUGAGUCGAUUGUCAAGGCACAGAAGAAGCAUUGGGACCCGAUCUUGAAGUGGGUCAAGGAGGAGUAUGGGUUGGAGAUUAAGGUCUCCCAGGGGAUUAGCUAUGUCCAGCAGGAGGAUCAUGUCAAGGCCAAGUUGCGGGACAUCGUCAAUUCUAUGACUGACAUUGAGCUCUCUGCAUUCGAGAGGGCGACGUUGACGGCAAAGUCGUUUUUGAUUGGAUUGGCGGUGGUGAAGAGACACUUGUCGGUGGAGAAGGCGUGGGCAGCAGCGCAGUUGGAGGUGUUGGACCAGAUCGAGCGCUGGGGCGAGGUCGAGGACAGCCACGAUGUCGACCGGGAGUUUAUCAAGAGUCAGUUAGCUAGUGCUCGUCUUGCCAACAUCGGCGCCUACUAA
Linnemannia hyalina is the source of this 834-nucleotide messenger RNA. The record is from the annotation of a GenBank genome assembly. NCBI's taxonomy places the organism in Eukaryota, Fungi, Mortierellomycota, Mortierellomycetes, Mortierellales, Mortierellaceae.